AGUAGACGACGCGGUAUUGUCGGGUACAGAUGUGUUUUGUUUUGACCAACAACCUCUGACAUUUCUGUUCUUCGACUGACCAAGUAUUGAUGAUAUGGAUCCACAUGUUGAUGACGAAGCACCAAAAGAUCCAGGAGCAGAUCACAAAAUCAAGUAUCCAUUCGACGAGAGAGAUUUCGAAGGUACCCCUCCAUCCCAAAGAGUCCAAUUCAUCCUAGGCGAAGAUGUGCGCGAUGAAAAGCACGAAAGCCACCCUCUAUUUUCCGAAAUGGAGGAACUCAUUGUCGACGGAGAAGACAUGGAGUGGAAGGAGACCGCCAGAUGGAUCAAGUUCGAGGAAGACGUGGAGGAAGGAGGCAACAGGUGGUCCAAGCCACACGUGGCAACACUGUCGCUGCACUCGCUUUUCGAGCUGCGCAGCCUUCUGCGCAACGGAACCGUUAUUCUAGACAUGGAGGCGGGUACCAUCGAGCAGAUAGCCGAUCUGGUACUGGACAACAUGGUAAACAAUAACGGUCUGACGUUUGACAAAAAGGACAGGGUGCGAGAGGCAUUGCUGAAGAGGCACAGGCACCAGCACCAAAGGAAGCAACACGGGUUGCCUUUCAUAAGGUCGUUCAACGAGAUGCGGAAUCAUUCGUCUUCGAAAAAUGGACCAUGCCUGAUGUGUAUAGGUGCCCCACCAAAGCGAUCUGAGUCUGCUGAUUCUGUUGCUGACCGUCAAAUGGUGAAGAAAAAUGGUUCUUUUAUUUUGGUGCCAGGUUUGGAAAAAUCCCCAUCGAUAAAGAAGAGCGCUAGCUACGCAACGAUCAACCGUCCUUCCAGCACCACCGACUUGGCCAACGAUCAACAUAACCUCGCUUUCAUGCGUAAAAUCCCCGCUGGCGCUGAAGCCAGUAACAUUUUGGUGGGAGAAGUCGAAUUCCUCGAAAAAACCGUCUCAGCUUUCGUGAGACUCAAUUCGGCUGCCAUACUGGGCGAUUUGACUGAAGUUCCGGUACCCACGAGAUUCCUCUUCAUCCUCUUCGGCCCACUUUCAUCGGCAACAGGUUACCACGAAAUCGGCAGAGCAAUGGCCACCCUCAUGUCAGACGAGGUGUUCCACGAGGUAGCCUAUCGGGCCCGUAGCAGAGAUCAUUUACUGGCUGGCGUUGACGAGUUUCUCGACGCGGUGACAGUGCUGCCACCUGGCGAAUGGGACCCUGCUAUCAGAAUAGAACCGCCUGCUGCCAUACCAUCUCAGGAUCAGAGAAAGCGACCCCCAGAAAAGCCGACGGAGGACAUUGAUGAAGAGGAAGAAGAACAAAAGCUACGCGAAGAAUCAGGACUAGCCAGGACUGGAUACCUUUUCGGCGGAUUAAUCAACGAUGUCAAAAGAAAAUCACCUUGGUAUUGGUCGGACAUCAAAGACGCAUUCUCCACGCAAUGCAUAGCCUCCUGGAUUUUCCUCUAUUUCGCCUGUCUCUCUCCUAUCAUCACUUUCGGGGGGCUGCUAUCGGAAGCAACAGGUCGCAAUAUGGCCGCCAUGGAGAGCCUGGUUUCCGGUUUUGUUUGCGGCAUGAUUUAUGGCUUGUUUUCCGGUCAGCCAUUGACGAUAUUGGGGUCUACUGGACCGGUCUUGGUGUUCGAGACUAUCGUCUACGAUUUUUGUUUGACAAUGGGAUGGGAUUACAUGAGCUUCAGGUUCUGGAUUGGUACAUGGAUAGCAGUAAUUCUGUUGUUAUUGGUAGCAAUAGAUGCUAGCGCAUUCGUUUGCUACAUCACCAGGUUCACUGAAGAAAAUUUUGCCACGUUGAUAGCUUUCAUUUUUAUAAUCAAGGCUGUGGAAAACGUGUUGGCCAUUGGAAAGAAAUUUCCUACUAACACGAGUGGUUUCACGAAUUUCUCGACGGAUUGCUCUUGUUUUUUGAAUGAUACUAGUCCAUCCAUAUACCCAGAUAUAACCAGCAAUUCAGUUGUUAACCAAACUCAAUGCUUGCAACUCAAUGGCACAUUGAGUCAAGGAUGCUUCACACCUCCUUAUGCUCCAGAUAUUUUCCUGAUGUCAAUUUUACUCUUCUUGGGAACAUUUCUGAUAUCCGUGUACCUGAAAGAUUUCAAAAAUGCACUUUUCUUUCCAUCAAAAGUUCGUCAAUUCAUCAGUGACUUCGCCGUAAUCAUAGCAAUACUAUCGAUGACCUUCCUAGACUAUAAGGUCGGAAUACCGACCCCAAAACUGGAGGUUCCACACGAAUUCAAACCGACCCUGCCCGACAGAGGGUGGAUAAUCGCCCCGUUUAACCACAACCCCCUGUAUUCGGUGAUAGUCGCCCUACCUCCCGCUCUACUAGGCACCAUAUUGAUCUUCAUGGAUCAGCAAAUCACGGCCGUUAUUGUCAAUAGAAAGGAAUUCAAACUGAAGAAAGGUUGCGGAUACCAUUUGGACCUCUUCAUCUUGUCCAUCCUCAUUCAGAUAUGCUCGGUGAUGGGCCUGCCAUGGUUCGUAGCUGCCACCGUGCUAUCGAUAACGCACGUCCACUCUUUGAGGCUGGAGUCUGAAUGUGCUGCCCCGGGGGACAAACCCCAAUUCCUGGGGGUCAGAGAACAGCGGGUGACGCACAUCUUGAUAUUCCUCUCCAUUGGUCUGUCAGUUUUUUUGACGCCCAUGUUGAGUCACAUACCGAUGCCAGUAUUGUUCGGCGUGUUUUUGUAUAUGGGCGUGGCGUCACUGAAAGGACUGCAAUUUUUCGACAGGAUCUUGAUCAUGUUCAUGCCCAACAAGUAUCAGCCAGACUAUAUGUUCCUGAGGAAGGUACCGAUCAAGAAGGUCCACAUAUUCACAGCAAUCCAAAUAGCGUGCCUGGUCUGCCUCUGGCUGAUAAAAUCUUUCAGCCAAACUUCGAUACUCUUCCCUUUGAUGCUGGUCGUCAUGAUAGGCAUCAGGAAAUCUUUGGACUGCAUCUUCACCAGGCGGGAACUGAAAAUUCUCGAUGAUGUCAUGCCUGAGAUGUCCAAAAGGCAUCAGUUGGAGAACGAAGAGGUGGGGUGUUGUACUGGAGUGUCUAGGUUCUUUUUAGGUCCCAAACUAGUCAAAGAUAAGCAAUACGUCGAGUGCAAUCAAUUUGUUAAGGAGCCUUAGUGGUAGAUAAUACCCUGAUGGUCUUUGUUUUUUUUUCUUGUUGACCACUAAUGCAAUAUAAUGAACCCCUCCACAGUUGAUAAAACUGUUGCAGCUGAAAGAUAUUUCUACACCGCACAAGAUGUGAACAUUUUUAAAUCGAACCACUUUUAUUUUCUAAAAUAUAAUGUACCAGAAUGUACUAGAUUUGCAUGCGCAUAUAAAUUAUACACUUACAAAAUAUUUUGUUCACUUCAACAAGGGUUUAACGGAACUAUAAUAGUUGAAAAACAUUGCUAGUCGUGGAAAAUCUAAUAUAAUUACAGUACAUACUUUCGUGAAGUACCUACGGAUGUCCCUGAAAGAUCUGUACAAAAUCUCAGAACAUAGUUCUCUGGUCAAAAUAAGUCGAUUUCAAGCAAUUUACCUCAGUCCGAAAAUGCUCAGUUUCGAAGAUGAAGAGUGGUAAAUUUAAAAAAUAAAAAUCGACAAGUACACUCC
This is a messenger RNA of Phaedon cochleariae (mustard beetle), 3598 nucleotides long. The record is from the annotation of a GenBank genome assembly. NCBI's taxonomy places the organism in Eukaryota, Metazoa, Arthropoda, Insecta, Coleoptera, Chrysomelidae.